This is a messenger RNA of Ictalurus furcatus (blue catfish), 1799 nucleotides long. RefSeq names its product retinoid x receptor, gamma a (gene rxrga). Lineage: Eukaryota; Metazoa; Chordata; Actinopteri; Siluriformes; Ictaluridae. Gene Ontology annotation, molecular function: zinc ion binding; retinoic acid-responsive element binding; nuclear receptor activity. The transcript has 11 exons. The record is from RefSeq and is a predicted model, not a curated record. Gene Ontology annotation, cellular component: RNA polymerase II transcription regulator complex; nucleus. Gene Ontology annotation, biological process: cell differentiation; retinoic acid receptor signaling pathway; response to retinoic acid. Bases 267 to 1559 code for a protein of 430 amino acids.
UGUGUGUGUGUGUGUGUGCGCGCGCGCGCGCGUGUGUGAGAGCAGCAGCGGCGAAUCCUCAGCAGGAGGGAGACACACAACCACCAGAGACUUAAACAGGACUCCAAUUCCACCCUGGCUACCAAAUGGAUCAUACUGAAUACCUUCAUCUGACAAUGUCUUCACAUGGCUUUUCCUAUCAGAUGACACCCAGAUGAGACAAUCAUCCUUGCCUUCCCACAAUCAGAGACUCUGCUACUCAGAUCAGUGCAUGUCUGGCAGGCUUCAUGGAUGGCAUCUCAUCACCUAAAUGUUCUUCAGUACAGGUUGACAACAGUCACCUGAGGCCAUCCUCCCAUGCACCCAUCGGCUCCAUGGUAACACACCUCCACCCUUCGGUCAUAAGCGGUAUUGCAUCACCCUACGCUGUCAUCACCUCCUCCUCAUCAUUGAGCUCAACCACUUCAUCCCUGCCUAGCACACCUAACAUGGGCUUCAAUCCUCAGAUGAACACCCUGGAUGCCUCAAGAGAUGUUAAACCUCCUGCUAACAUCAGUAGCAGUUAUCAGUGCCUUAGUCCAGGCUCUCUGUCCAAACACCUGUGCUCCAUAUGUGGAGAUCGAUCUUCUGGUAAACACUAUGGAGUAUACAGCUGUGAAGGCUGCAAGGGCUUCUUCAAGAGAACUAUCCGGAAAGACCUGACAUACACAUGCCGGGACUGUAAGGAGUGUUUAAUAGAUAAGCGGCAGAGAAACCGCUGUCAGUACUGCCGCUAUCAGAAAUGCCUGGCAAUGGGAAUGAAGAGGGAAGCUGUACAGGAAGAAAGGCAACGGGGUCGAGAUAAAAAUGACAACGAGGUUGAUUCCAGCAGCGGUUUAAACGAAGAAAUGCCAGUGGAGAAGAUUUUAGACGCCGAAUUAUCCGUGGAGCCAAAAACAGACACCUACAUCCAGACUAAUGCAGACACCUCAACAAAUGACCCCGUAACCAACAUCUGCCAGGCAGCUGAUAAACAGCUGUUCACCCUGGUGGAGUGGGCAAAACUCAUCCCGCACUUCUCUCAGCUACCUCUGGAUGACCAGGUCAUCCUCCUGCGAGCAGGCUGGAACGAGCUGCUCAUCGCAUCGUUCUCUCAUCGCUCUGUGUCAGUGAAGGAUGGCAUUGUGUUAGGCACAGGCCUGCAUGUCCACCGCAACAGUGCACACACUGCAGGAGUGGGGUCCAUCUUUGACAGGGUUCUUUCUGAGCUGGUGUCUAAAAUGAAGGACAUGCAGAUGGAUAAGACGGAGCUCGGCUGCCUCAGAGCCAUCGUUCUCUUCAACCCAGAUGCCAAAGGUUUAUCCAGUCCAUCUGAGGUAGAGGCACUGAGGGAAAAAGUUUAUGCCUCACUGGAGUCAUACACCAAGCACAAAUAUCCAGACCAGCCAGGCAGGUUUGCGAAGCUCCUGCUGCGUCUUCCUGCUCUUCGCUCCAUUGGCCUCAAGUGUCUCGAGCAUCUUUUCUUCUUUAAGCUCAUCGGUGAUACUCCAAUAGACACGUUCCUCAUGGAGAUGCUGGAAGCUCCACACCAAAUCACGUGAUGCUAAUUAUGCCCUUUACCUUGUAAAUAUCCACCUCUUUACCCUGAUCUUCUUUUAUACUACAUUUUAAACAAAGGACAUUUUAAUUGUUAUUAACCAAAAAGCUGAGUAUUAAUGUUAAUUUUGUACAUAGAUUUCGCCACUGAUGUAGUACAAAGUGAUUCUGUUCACUGUGAAAUUGUGUAAACUGCCAACAUGUAUUUUGUAAUGUUAUGUAAAAAGAAUAAAAACAAUUUAAAA